AGCCGAGAGUUCUGCGCCAUGAUCCCGGUGGCGGCAACAAUGACGACGGUGGCGGCGGCGCCAGGACGAAGCCUCUACUCUUGGUAUUGCAGUGGUAUUGCACCGAGUCGAGUGCGGGGCUCAGCACAGUUCGCCAGGUCACCGCACGCACGAUGAGACCUGCCUCUUCCUCGACCGGCCGGGGCUCUUUCCGGGGGACAGCCGCGCCAGCGCCCUGCGCGGCCGUCAGCCCGUGCACGCCGCCGCUUCGGGAUGCCAUGAACGUGCUGGCUGAGCGGGAGCCCUCGCUGUUUGCCCGGUGGGAUGCCGGCCUGGUGCCGCCUUACCCGCAGCUGUACCGCAACCGGGUGCGCAUGCGAGAGCUGGUAGGAGAGGUCCUGGACGGAGGAGGAGGACGACGAGCACGAGGGGGAUCGACUGAUCCGGCUGCUGCUGGGACUGCUAGAAAGGUUCGAUUCGAGGGCGCCGAGUCGGUCGUCACGCUGCUCGUGGUUGACUAUCAGAACGAGUGGCGGGCCAAGCUGGGGAGAGCGCAGCGGACGCAGGCGCGGACGCUGGUGGUGAAUCGCGAGGCGCCGGUGCUGCCGCCGAGGAGGAAACCGGGGGCGGCGAAGUCGCCUUUUCGAGGCACGGAAUGGGGCCGGUUGGUCAGGAUGAGGUGAGGUGAGUUGGACUGCUUGGUGCUCCGCCAAUCGUGUUGCCCCCGGAAUGUAGUCCUCUUCUCUCUCCCUCUCCAAUCUCGGUCCGCUUCGCGGUACACUUCGUACUCGGUGUAUUAUCCGUAGGGAUGUGGCCUACCUCCAAAUAAUGUUCCGCUUGGUUCUUCGCCAUGGGUUACAGGAUAGAUUCAAAUAAGUAUCGUAGACAAAAGAGCGGGGCU
Messenger RNA from Thermothelomyces thermophilus ATCC 42464, 880 nucleotides. RefSeq lists its product as uncharacterized. NCBI's taxonomy places the organism in Eukaryota, Fungi, Ascomycota, Sordariomycetes, Sordariales, Chaetomiaceae. The transcript has a single exon. The record is from RefSeq and is a predicted model, not a curated record. The annotation marks the transcript as partial.